Closterium sp. Naga37s-1 is the source of this 903-nucleotide messenger RNA. NCBI's taxonomy places the organism in Eukaryota, Viridiplantae, Streptophyta, Zygnematophyceae, Desmidiales, Closteriaceae. The record is from the annotation of a GenBank genome assembly.
AUGGCGCAGUCAGGCUCGAGCGCGUCACCCUUACCACAGGCGUCGACGGCAACGUUAGAGCACAGGCGAACGCGCACUCUAGAGGUGCCCAAGAAGCGCAAGGCAGACGCGGCGGACUCGCCGUCGGCAGACUCCCAGAGCGCGAAGCAUCAACGGCGGUUAGAGCUCCAAAAUGCAGCGGAAUUGUCGUCGGAUGCAACCGACGCCGGUUCUUGCACGUCAAUAUUCGGCGAGUCGACGGCCCGAUUCGAGAACUACUUCGCCUCAGAGGCACAAUUGCUCGGGUCGGGUGAAUUCGGCGUCGUGCGACAAUGCACGGACCGCACGACAGGCGAAACUUUCGCGGUGAAGACGAUUAGCAAGGAGCAGCUAGUGGACGACCGCAUGCGAGACGAGAAUCUAUCGGGUACAGACGUAACCUGCGCGAAACUCGCCGAUUUCGGCCUCGCAAUCGGACUCAAGCAGGGCGAGCGAGCCUACGGCGCAGCGGGGUCGCCGUUCUACAUGGCGCCGGAGGUACUGACAGGGGAGUACGGGGUGGAGGCGGACGUGUGGUCGCUGGGCGUGGUGCUGUACGUGCUGCUGAGCGGCAGCCCUCCGUUUUGGGGCGCGGACGACAACGGCGUGUUCCGCGCCGUGCUGGAGGCGCCGCUGGACCUGACGAGCGGCGCGUGGGCGGGGGUGUCGGCGGAGGCCAAGGGGCUGCUCCGCUGCAUGCUGCACCGCGACCCGCGCCGACGCCCCUCCGCCGCCAAACUGCUCUCCCACCCCUGGAUCCUCGUCCAUGCCUUCGGCGGCCGCGUCGUGCGCCGCGUCCUCGCCGUGCCUGCGCUGCACCAGCGCCGCAUCGCGGGGGCGGCUGCUGCGGCGGCGUCAGGAGGCGUGGUGCCGACGUCCGCGUGA